Molecule: messenger RNA, 1387 nt
Organism: Amoebophrya sp. A25
Lineage: Eukaryota; Dinophyceae; Syndiniales; Amoebophryaceae
Source: the annotation of a GenBank genome assembly
AGGGCACUCGGCAGCUCUGGACAGCUGAUGGCAGGAGAUGGACCUGUGGUUAAGGAUCGUUGAGAGUUGACCUGAAGCAUAUCCUAAACAAGCCCCAUGGCAUGAUCACUACACUUUCUCACAAUAAGGUCCGAGAUCAUAUUAAUCAUAUUCAUCCUAUUUCUCAAAAUAAGGUCCUGGAUCAUGGAUCAUAUUCAUCCUGGAUCAUAUUCAUCCUAAGAUUAAAGAUUCGGUUGACUGUCGAUUCGAGUCCCCUAAUGCGAUGCCACCUGUGGUCGUGGAGGACCCUCCGAGAGAUGAGGAUGUGGAGGACCCUUUGAGACGAGAGGUUGCGGAAGAGCCGGUGGAAGAGCCGGUGGAAGAGCCUGCGCAAGGAGCAACGACGCCUCCGCCACCUGUCGUGGAGGGAUCAACCGGGGACGAUGCUUCUGCGACAUCUGAAGACGAGGACGACGAUUUUGAAGAUGAAUACGAGGACGACGAUGUUUAAGGCAAAACGUCAAAUGUUGAGUGUACAGAAUUGAAUGGUUUCUAGUGGCAAAAACAAGUAAGAAGUAACGCGGCAAAUACUAAAUAGAUGAUGGAUAAAUCAGUAGCCCUCUGGGGUUUGCGAGAAAUGAAAUCUUUUGCGCUCUAAUAUGUACAUGAAGACGAGGACGACAAUGAGGAAGACGAAGCUAUGGAGGAAGACGAGUUUUUUCUCCCAUCUUUACUACUCUAGUUGUACCAAAUCUUCCAUUCUCUUUGAGUACUAAGACUUUUUAUUGAGAACCUUUUUCUUUGAGUACUAACUUGAAAACUUUCGUCGAAAGUGCCCAACAGUAUAUUCUAGAUUUACUAGUUAGAGGGGAGAAAAAGCUCCUUCCUCGAUGGUGGAUGAGUUCUUCGAGGACUAUGACGACGAGUUGCCUUAUGAUGCUGGUUCUGGUUCUACAUGUAGAAAAUCACCAUGAAGAUCGUAGUCGUAGAUAGGCGACCAACGCCAUGAAUUAGAUGCGACUGUACUACAUAGAAAAACAGUAUAGUAUCGUGAUCACCGCGAACAAGUAGAUACGACUGUACUUAGAAAAAUUCUACUAGACUUUAGCAUGAAGUAGAUAGGACUAAGAAAAACUACGUAAUAUAGCAUCACCGUGAACGAGCAGCUAAGCCCUAAGUUUAGGAAAACUGAUAGUCCCUAGUAGCCUCUUUCUGAACCAAGUAGGAGCAACGACAAAUGAGUCAGGGAGAACCACCACCACUCAUUACCAAGGCUGCAGUAGCGUUUGUGGAUUAAUAGAGUAGUGAUCUCAAAAAUCCUUACAUUCUAUUCCAUUCACAGCAAUAUGACUUCUCUAACAAUAUGACUUUUCCGAGGACGACGACGAAAUGCAAAGCGAGGAAGACG